Astyanax mexicanus (Mexican tetra) is the source of this 3089-nucleotide messenger RNA. RefSeq names its product basic helix-loop-helix family, member e40 (gene bhlhe40). Gene Ontology annotation, biological process: circadian regulation of gene expression; regulation of neurogenesis; anterior/posterior pattern specification. Gene Ontology annotation, molecular function: protein dimerization activity; DNA-binding transcription factor activity, RNA polymerase II-specific; RNA polymerase II cis-regulatory region sequence-specific DNA binding. The transcript is spliced from 5 exons. The coding region runs from base 303 to 1529 and encodes 408 amino acids. The record is from RefSeq and is a predicted model, not a curated record. NCBI's taxonomy places the organism in Eukaryota, Metazoa, Chordata, Actinopteri, Characiformes, Acestrorhamphidae. Gene Ontology annotation, cellular component: nucleus.
GGUUUUUUAUUUAACACGUAGCUAGUCCAGUUCACCCUCCCACACACAUAUAGCUCUAGAUACAACACACACACUCCUCCUUCAUACACACUCUCACACAAACAUUUAACAGGAGAGGAGCUUCAAAACUGUCUGAGUUGACGACAAACCACCUUUACGCAAGGACGUUAUGCACUUUCCCUGCGGAUUUCUUUGAGAACAAGUUCGUUUUUGGCAAUUUAUGAGCAUUUAAAAGCUGUUUCGGCUUCAUUUUCGUUAGAAAUCGUUUUUUCCUGCGUUAUUUUACGCGUAAACGAGACGAAAUGGAAAGGAUUACAAGCGCACAGCCUCCACCGUGUAUGACCAAACACCCCUCUAUGGAUAUUUCAGAUAUGCCGGGAAUGGAUUUCCCAAUGUAUGUGUACAAACCUCGGAGAGGCAUGAAACGAGGAGACGACAGCAAGGAUACGUACAAGCUGCCACAUCGCUUGAUUGAAAAGAAGAGACGUGACAGAAUAAACGAGUGCAUCGCUCAGCUGAAGGAUUUGCUCCCUGAACACCUUAAACUCACUACGCUGGGCCAUUUGGAGAAGGCCGUGGUGCUGGAGCUCACGUUAAAGCAUGUGAAAGCCCUCAACGGCCUUCUGGAACAGCAGCAGCAGCAGAUCAUUUCAUUGCAGAGCGGAAUGCAAAUUGGUGAUCAGAGCAAUGGCAGCUCAGAAAACAGCGAAGAGAUGUUCCGUUCCGGUUUCCAUCUCUGUGCCAAGGAGGUACUCCAGUAUCUGGCCAGCUUGGAAAGCACACGGGACCUGACCCCAACACACGUUGUCAACCACCUGCACAAAGUGGCUGCUGAGCUCCUGCAGCGUCCAGCCAGCCCCCGCCUGGACACGCCCUCGCCUGGUCGCAAGGGUCAAGAGGCCAGGGAGAAGGCAGCUGCUCCCCAGCCCUGCUCGCCGGAGGGCCACGCCAAAAACUGUGUCCCGGUCAUUCAGAGAACGUACAACCCCCAGAUCAGCGAACAAAGCGGCAGCGACACAGACACAGACAGCGGCUACGGGGGCGAGCUGGACAAACGAGACUCCAAAGGCCAGAGAAUCAGCUACUACAGCAAAGACGCCGCAGAGAUGAAGCACGGCCGGUACGGCAGCAUCAAGGAGGAGCGAGACGAGCCCCAGGCCAAGCGGGUCAGGUCGGAUUCGUCCGAGGACGAGUCUCUGUCGGGUCACGAGUCGCACGGCGGGUACGUGAGCUUCUCGCCCCACCAGCCGCCGCUCUGCAUGCCCUUCUACCUCAUCCCCCCCACAGCGGCAGCUGCUGCCGCCUACCUGCCCAUGCUGGAGAAGUGCUGGUACCCAGGGGGCAUGCCUGUGCUGUACCCGGGCAUCGGGGGCUCCACGGCUGGGCUGUCUCCUGAAAAACUGCCCUCGUCACUGGUCAUGUCUCCGAGAGUAGCCUCCCCGGCUGCCCCUCAGACCCCUAUGGACUCUCCUGCUCUCCUUCAGGCCCUGAAACAGGUGCCCCCCUUAAACCUGGAAACCAAAGACUGAACUAACUAACUAUAAAUAAAUAAAUAAAUAAAAACACCCCCAGCCCACCCUCUGAACGAAUGGUCUUGGAAUGGUGUUGAAAGAGGAUGGAGGGGUUAACACUGUAAGAGCUGUAAGAGGGGGAACAACUAUAAUAAUGAUGAUGAUGAACAUCUGCUCGGUCUUCAUCUCCAUCGCCGCUGCCCACCAGCCUCCCCCCACCCCUCCAAAAAAAACAAACAAAAAAAAAAACUCGCACCUACACCACCACCCACCCUCAGAUGGCUACUCAGAUCAGACUGCUACUUAUAAAACAUGCGCGCACACACACAAAGAUACGCAACAGAUACGUGGCCACAACAUCCCUCUCUUCCUCCCUCCAUUUCUACCUUCCUCUCGCUUCCUCUCUGUACUCCUCCGGCACACGAGAGUCCACGUGGAGACAGACAGACAGACAGAUGAAUGGAUGGACAGGUGCGAGCACACACAAGAGCGAGAGGAGCACCACGAGUAGAGAAGGAAGCCCAGAGAGAGAGCGCCGUUUCGUUUCGAGUCACUGUGAAGAAGAAGAAGGAGGAGGAUGAACGAAAAAAGAUAAAGUAAAAAAGGACACUGAAUUGUCCGGUUCGAGGAAGGACCGCACCGAAUGGGAGGCUCUGCUCCCUCUGCACUUCUGCUGAAUGUUUGAAUAAAAGUUCAAAAAAGAAAAAAAAAUCUGAUUAAUAAACAACAACAAAAAACCCAAAUCCAGAAUGUGACGUGUUGCAGACAGUCCCCUAAAACCGACAAACUCUGGUGAUAAGCCCUUUGCACACAUCUUUCUGUUUUGAAUGUAAACAAAUGUCUUUCUUUUUUUUUUAAGAAAAAAAAAGGUAACUAGACAAACCCCUGUAGAUGCUGCUGCUGCUGUGUUUUGUGUUGGAUGUUUUAUCUGUGCUGCAGAGAACGAGAGAAAACCGAGCGAGGCUUUGUUUCUAUUUUUUUCUCCACACUGUCUCACGGACUCUGUGGCUGCUUUAAUAAAAUGAAAGACUUGUCCUCUUUUAGCCUAGAAUGCUACCAAAUAACGGUCUGCUGUAGAUGACCAGAGCUAUCAUGAGAACACGACAACAUUGGUAAUAGCUACAAACAGAUAGACAGACAGACCUACAGACUGCCCAUCAUCUCUCCUCAUCUCUUGAGUUCCAUCUCCAACUCGUCACCCCACAGACUGAAGAACGCUCGUGCACCCCCCCCCCCCUCCCCCCUCCUUAAACGCUCAUGCAGAACGCAGGUGGACCCCAGAACCCCGGGUCACUCGUGUAAAUACGGGAGUAAUGUAACCAUGACUGCUUUUUUUUUGUUUUGUAUUUCUCUCUUGUUUUUUUUUUCCUUAACUUUUGUCCUCCAGCGCGAGAGUGAGAGUUCCUUCUUUUCAGUUUGUAAUUCAUUCAUUGUUUGUGCAAGUAGGUGGGGUACUUGUGUGGUAACUACGCUGUGUAAUUCAUUUGUUUAUACUACUUGUACAUCUAUAUUUUUGAUACAUGACCCACAAAUUUGUUGUGUGUUGUUCGCAUUGAGGGGCAGGAAAAAAAAAAACAA